Molecule: messenger RNA, 1026 nt
Organism: Echinostoma caproni
Lineage: Eukaryota; Metazoa; Platyhelminthes; Trematoda; Plagiorchiida; Echinostomatidae
Source: the annotation of a GenBank genome assembly
AUGCGGAUAGAACCCAAACGCAGGGAUUCUGGUGUCGUUUAUAUUUCCUCGUCCGAAUUCGUGAUACUCACUUCUCGGUUGUCGUCGUCUGUGAUGAUGAUGAUGACAAUGAUACGCGUGCUUCUGUUUGAAUUUUUAACUCCUGUUUUCACGCCUUUCAUUCUGAUCCAUUCUCUUCAGAAUUGGUACAGCCUCAAUGCCUAUGGUGAAGUGGACAUCAAUAAAGAACCGUGGUUUCAUGGUGUGUUACCGCGAGCGGAAGUUGAGAGACUGCUCCAGAAGCAAGGUGAUUUCCUUAUACGGCAAACUAGUAAACGGGCCAGUUGCCGCGAUCUCGUCCAAAAUUGGAACGCGGCGAUUGAAGAGAAUCGCAAAAUUGUGGACGGGACCAGUUCAACAUCCGACCGUGGUGUGCUACCCGGUGUGGACACAACUGUGAUGCGCAUGGUACUCUCGGUGUACUGGUUUGGCCACAAGCAUUUCAUUCUGUACGGUGGCACACCCAACGAUUCCGGUUGGCGAUUGGAAGAAGGUGAAUUUCCCACCAUCCGGCAAGUGAUCACACUUCGUUUGCACCGUUCCUUGGAACUGUUGGAAUAUCACAUGCUCACCCAGACCCCGGUGACAGCCAAAUCCGGAGCCUGUUUGAUCACCCCAAUCACUAGGCCAGAUUGGGAAUUGGACAACAAAGAUGUGCAGUUGGUCCAGAAAAUUGGACAGGGUAAUUUUGGAGAUGUCUAUCGGGGUUUCUACAACGGGUGUGAAGUGGCUGUCAAAACGUGCCGUGUGGAUAUGACCGCGUCAGAUUUGCGUCGCAAAUUCCUACAGGGCGAAACCACCGCGCUCAAUUUUUGUCAUCCUCACAUCGUCAAACUGAUCGGGAUCGCAGUGCGUUCCUAUCCGAUCAUGAUUGUGAUGGAAUACGUGCCAGGUGCGUUGCAUCAAACAAAUGUAGAGUUUCCCCCCCCCCGCCGCCACGUGGGUGGUUCGGUUUAUUCUCAUGUCCGUUCCGUAAAUGAUUUUUAA